This is a messenger RNA of Venturia canescens, 3128 nucleotides long. Its product is annotated as homeobox protein MSH-D-like. The record is from RefSeq and is a predicted model, not a curated record. Bases 342 to 1208 code for a protein of 288 amino acids. Lineage: Eukaryota; Metazoa; Arthropoda; Insecta; Hymenoptera; Ichneumonidae. Gene Ontology annotation, biological process: regulation of DNA-templated transcription. The transcript is spliced from 5 exons. Gene Ontology annotation, molecular function: DNA binding; DNA-binding transcription factor activity, RNA polymerase II-specific.
AUCCCGCGGACAAGGGUUGCUGCGACAGUUUUCUUUCGUGAGUCGGGCGCGAGUGACGAUUUUUGCCAUUUGAAUACAUUUUUUUCACUAUUUUUUAAAUAAUUUUCAAAAUUGACAAUUUUCGAGCAAAAAACACGAAUUUUUUCGUGAAUUUUCUGAGCAGUGUGGAAUUAUCGAAAAUGACUAUGAAAGGAGAAAAAAAAAUAUCGAAAAAAUAAAAAACUUGGAAAUUAUGCGGCGAAUAUUGCUGAAUUUAUGGAAACUCGGACAAAGUGACAAAAUAUCGAUCGCGCGAGCGUGAAAAAACCUCAUUUCCUGAGCUACUCCGUCGUCUUUUGAAAAUGUCUGCGGACGACUCAAAAUCGGUGGAAAACGAUUCUGGCGCGUUAGAAAAGUGCGUCUCGAGUCCUCGAGUAUCGGCUUUCAGCAUCGAAAGACUACUGGCACCGAGUGAAAGUAAUUCGACGAUAAAAAGGACUAUUCGCGAUGAAAAAUUUGCUUUCGAUAAAAUUAGAGUGGCUCCUGACUCAUCCAUGUCCCUCAACGAGGAUAUCGAAGCUCAGGAAGACGCUGACGUCGUUUGCUCGACUUCACCCGGACCGGAAAUAAGUUACGAAGCGUGUACCAGCAGCUCUGGAACGAAUUCCAUUUUGGGUGUCGAAGGCCCCGAGUCGGAAAACGCGAACGAGGGUAAUUCCAGUGUGACCAGUGACGAGGACAGGAAAAAGAGACCGAGAACCGCCUUCACAGCUUCGCAGAUCAAGUCUCUCGAGGCUGAGUUCGAGAGGAACAAAUAUCUGAGCGUCGCCAAAAGAUUGCAGCUGAGCAAAAGUCUCAAACUCACGGAAACUCAGAUCAAAAUAUGGUUUCAAAACAGACGAACCAAGUGGAAAAGGAAAUACACGAACGACGUCGAGCUUCUGGCACAGCAGUACUAUUCCAGCCUCGGGAUUCCGGCUCCGAGGCCCAUUUUCGUUGGCGAUCGAUUGUGGUUUUUUAACUACCCCGGCCAACCAGCCGUCCCGGCAUCACCCCUCGUGCCAGGCCACGUGAAUCCUCUGCAUUUGGGCCCUGCUUUACCGAUCGUCCAAUCUUUACCCAGCAACCUUUCGGUCGGGACGCAAAAUUCUGUAUUCCAAAACUGCCUUAAUCCACAUCAGAAUCACCAUUUGGGACAGCAGCUCGAUUUUCGGAGACAGGACAGGUGAAGAAAAAUCUUUCAGAGUGUCACGGAACUGUCGACAGGUGCGUUCGAUCGUGUGCAUUGUCGAACGAUAGAGAUCUCGCUUUUUACUACAACGUCGAUCCAAUCGCGUUUUUUAAUUGCACCAGCAAAGAAACAAAGAACAAUCGUUGAUGAGUGCAAAAUAAUGACGAAAAUCAGGACACGUGAGGAUUCCGACGCCCGCGACACACCGGACGGAUUCCGCGCGCCAUCGAUCUUCGUCUCGCGACGCCGCGCGAGCCUUAACCUCCAAAAAUUCCCCUUUUUAAGGAACAUCAAACUUUUAUUUCACAAGCUCGUGGAAACAAAGAAAGUACACACACGAGAUGUUUGCCGAGCACGCAAUGACAUCGUCGCGGCACACGUACGCGAUCGGAGCAUUCGUAGAAUCGUUUUUAAACGCGCCCGGGGACGGAGGCUCGUUUACAAAGCAUGUGUGCACGACGUUUAUUGAUGUUUCGAGGUGUUGCUCGUCGAGCAACACCUCGAAACGUUGCUUUUUGUUUACUCGAGUCUUGGCUAGCCAGUAAAAAAAAUGCUGAAGAGUGCCAGGUACGCUGCUACAAAAUACUGGAGGAAAAACUCCCAGCGAACAAACGGAGUGCGAACAACGAAGAAAAUUCAUUCGACUGAAAAGUCGCUCGCAAAUCAUUCAAGAAAACUAAUAAAUUCGAAAAGAAAAUCAGAAUAAAAACACGGCGAGGCUUCUCGUGUCGAGUGGCCAUAAAUUACUGGCGAGAGCAGUACGGACACACGUUCGCGUAUUAUAUCGGGGGCUAUCGCUCAUAAACUCUCUGUCACGUGACUUUAGGUGUCUACGCGUUUUUAUAUCGAUGCUCAGCGUCGUAGAUUCGGGCGGCAAAGAACCUUUGAUGAGAUAAACAAACACCUGAGCUUUUUAACUCAUUUGCUUAUUUAAUGACGGCAACACACAAACACACACACACACACAAUGAGAAGACUAUUCGCUUGCCUACUUGAGGAAGAUCACGCGAAUCUAAUGGAAAUCGAAAGUUCCAACUUUGAGAAUUGAAAUUUGGAAAUAUGCUAGAAAAACACAGCGUGCAUUUGUUCCCGGAAUUGUUAUAGGAUUUCGGUCCAGUUGUCGAGAAAACGAUUGACGAAAAUCACAUUUUUUAAGGGCUCUUACGAUUUGGAUUCAAUGAAAUAGGAUCCUCCCAACUUCGGAGAGCCGGAAACGAGAAUGAGAAAAUAAAAUGUUUUUAGAUAUCAAUGAUGUCUUGAGGAAGCCUCGUUACUGGUGAAAAGCACUUGGGAAUGGAAAAAGAAAAACACUUAUUUGAGGUUAACGAGUAAUAGCGACACAAACUUAAGGUAGGAGUCGCGCGACAAUCGAUAUUAGACGAACUCGUGAUUUUUAAAUUAUAUCAUUUUUACGUGAUAAACUUUCAUAUGGCUAAAGGAUUUACUAGGUUACCGAAGAUUAUAUCAAGAAAUUUACGAUCAAAAAUAGAAAUAUAACACGGCAUCUUAUGAGGAACCCAUCCCGCCAACACUAUGAUUGCAGAAUUCAUUUCCUUAUCGAUUAGAUAUAGUUUAUGUUAAAAUUGCUCCUCAUAGAUUAUAUUAUAAAGAUUCCAAUGUGACCAUAAAAAUAUAGGGCCAUUGAUUCAUUCGAAGAGAAUUUUUAAAAUAAUCUCGAUGAAAAUUCAGAAAAUGGCAGGAGAUCGACUGCCAUGAAGUGGCUCGAUAUACUUGGCAACGUUAAGAAUGUAUACAUAUAUGUAUACUUUUCGUGAUAGCCGGCGAGUUUGGAGGCUAGGAUAUCUUUCGACUGUCAGGUGUCAGGUGAGAAGAGAACCGAUAUAUAUAUAUAUGUAUAUAUUGAAAAACCGAGUCAAAUAAGCAAUCAUAAGAUAUUUCUAAUCAUAAAUUAUUAAAU